Molecule: messenger RNA, 1167 nt
Organism: Caenorhabditis remanei
Lineage: Eukaryota; Metazoa; Nematoda; Chromadorea; Rhabditida; Rhabditidae
Exons: 5
Coding region: 1-1167 (388 amino acids)
Biological process (GO): embryo development
Molecular function (GO): protein binding
Source: RefSeq, a predicted model, not a curated record
AUGGAAGCGAUUCGAGCUAUUCAACCGAUGCUCAGCACUUUCCCGUUGAGAAAACUACCGUUUGUCGCAUUGAAACAUGUGAUUAAAAUCAUGGAGAUUGACGAAAUAGUAAAAAUUGCAAUUUCCUCGAGAUAUAUGGAGUUUAUUGUGAAAUUCUGUUAUAUUCGAAUUAGACAGACUAUGGUUCAUUUCGUAGGGAAAUACUCGUUUAUCAGUUUUAAUGACCCGGCAGUGAUGUUUUUCCUUUGUACCAAGAGUAUUAGUGAACCAAAAGUAACAAAACGGGAUUUGAAACCUUGGCUCUCCAAAACGUCGACAACCCUCGAAAAUACACGUCAGCUAUUCACUCGAAUCUACAAAUUGUUCCAAUGUGGGCCGUUCAAAUUGAGUAUUUUCCCGUCUACUCAAAAUGCAAAGGAGAUUUUGGAAACUCCAGAGUUUCGAAACUUUAAAGCUUUGAUCUUGUAUGGGGGACAUUUUAAGGAAGAACAGUUGGAUGAAGUGAUGGAAUUCGAGAGAGAGGAUCAAAAUAUGCACAUUCUUGAAAGUGAAAUUCCAGAAGAUUAUUAUCAUCCAAAUCUCUUCAAGUACGCCGGUGUUCAUUAUUGUGAUGCUCGUUGGAUCCGACUGGAGCAUCUUCUUUCAAUUAAGAACAACGGUGUGAUUAAACUAGGAAAGAACAAUUUAACCAUCCCUGACAUCAACAAAUUUCUCCAUCACUGGAUGAAUUCGGAAUAUGAUUUAUUCGAUUGCAUGACCAUAGAUAUUGUGAAAGGAGCAACAGUUGAUCUCAAUGUUCUAUUUCGUGGUAUUACUGUAUUAAUAGGGUAUCGGUUUGGAAGAUGGCAGAGACUAAUCUCAGUCAAAUCACCUAUGACUCGAAGUCUGCAAAUAAUGAGUAUAGUUUGGACAGAUUCGCGUAUUGACAUGAGUACCUGGUUUGUUAAUGAACGUCCCAAACAAGGGGAUCGUGAUGAUGAACCGUAUACUCCAGAGUUCGAAGUUCUACAAUUGCUGAAACGAAAAAAAGUUUUGAAUUUGAAAUUGAAGAGAGUGGGAGAGGAUUCUCUAGAAAAACAGGAACUCACUCGAAAGGUAAAUGAGACAAACAAUCAACUUCAAUUGAAAGGAGUGGAAUAUAAUAACGGAUGGCCUUUUCUCAGAUAA